Messenger RNA from Lycium barbarum (goji berry), 2677 nucleotides. Its product is annotated as subtilisin-like protease SBT3. Bases 190 to 2511 code for a protein of 773 amino acids. Gene Ontology annotation, biological process: proteolysis. The record is from RefSeq and is a predicted model, not a curated record. The transcript has a single exon. Gene Ontology annotation, molecular function: serine-type endopeptidase activity. NCBI's taxonomy places the organism in Eukaryota, Viridiplantae, Streptophyta, Magnoliopsida, Solanales, Solanaceae.
UUGAUUAGUUGAGUUUACUUUUACACAAAUCGCCUAUCUUUACUACAAUAAAGUACCACUGUACCUCAUUCCAAUCUUCUCCACUUACCAGUAUUGAUUGUUACAGGGACCGCAUCUUUCUAUGCAUAAAGUCCUAUAAAUUCAAUUGAAUAUUUGGGUAGUGUGUAGUAAGUGAACAUAGGAUCUAGAAUGGGUUUUCCUCAUUCUCCACAUCUAGUCUUGCUUUCAUGGGCUGUUUCUGCUCAUCUCUUUUUAGCUAUAGCACAAAGAUCCACCUACAUAGUCCAUUUGGACAAAACCUUAGUGCCUAAUGUCUUUGCUAAUCACCAUCAUUGGCAUUCUUCCAUCAUUGAUUCCAUCAAAGCUGUUGUUCCUUCAUCAGUGGACAGGUUUCACUCUGCUCCAAAACAUGUUUAUUCUUAUGACAAUGUGUUUCAUGGCUUCAGUGUUGUUUUGUCCAAAGAUGAACUGGAUGCUUUGAAGAAGUCACCAGGUUUCAUUUCAGCUUACAAAGAUAGAUCUGUGGAACCUUACACUACUUACACAUCUGAUUACCUCAAGCUCAAUCCUUCAUCUGGUCUAUGGCCAGCUUCUGGUUUAGGCCAAGAUGUGAUCAUUGGUGUUAUUGACACUGGCGUCUGGCCAGAAUCCGCGAGUUUCCGAGAUGAUGGUAUGCCUGAAAUCCCCAAGAGGUGGAAGGGAAUUUGCAAGCCAGGCACUCAGUUUAAUAUUUCAAUGUGCAACAAAAAACUCAUUGGGGCUAAUUACUUUAAUAAGGGAAUUUUGGCUAAUGACCCCACUGUGAACAUUUCCAUGAAUUCUGCGAGAGAUACUAGGGGUCACGGAACACAUUGCGCUUCCAUUGCUGCUGGGAACUUUGCAAAACGUGUCUCCCAUUUUGGAUAUGCAGCAGGAACAGCAAGGGGAGUUGCACCACGAGCUAGGCUUGCUGUGUACAAGUUUGGCUUUGACGAAGGAUACUUUGAUUCAGAUAUGAUUGCUGCUAUGGACCAAGCUGUUGCAGACGGUGUUGACAUGAUAUCCAUUUCUCAAGGGCACAGUCACAUUCCCUUGUAUGAAGAUCCGAUAUCAAUUGCUUCUUUUGGAGCUAUGAUGAAGGGAGUUCUAGUUACAGCUGCAGCUGGAAAUCGAGGUUUCAGUUUUGGAACUGUAGUAAAUGGAUCUCCAUGGAUCUUGUGUGUGGCAGCAGGCUACACUGACCGGACAUUUGCAGGAACUUUGACUUUGGGCAAUGGGUUAAAAAUUAGGGGUUGGACCUUGUUUCCAGCAAGAGCCUUUAUCAGGGAUAUAUCCGUGAUUUACAACAAGACUCUAGCCGCUUGCAAUUCAGAUGAAUUGUUAUCGCAAGUUCCUGAUCCCGAACGCACCAUCAUUAUAUGUGAUGAUAGUAAUAGUCCUAGUUGGGAUAUCUUUAGUCAACAAAAUUUCGUCUCUCGAGCAAGGCUUCUAGCAGGCAUCUUUAUUUCUGAGGAUCCAACAGUGUUCAGGGACACUCCUUUUUCCGACCCGGGAGUUGUGAUUGACAAAAAGAAAGGGAAACAAGUCAUCAAUUACGUUAAAAACAGCGUUGCUCCCACGGCCACCAUCACGUUCCAAGAAACGUACGUGGAUGAAGAAAAGCCAUCCCCAGUUCUAGCCGAGUUCUCAGGAAGAGGGCCCUCCAGAAGCUACUUGGGAAUUGCAAAGCCAGAUAUUAUGGCACCAGGGGUACUGAUUCUUGCAGCAGUUCCACCUAAUAUCUUUUCAGAAAGUAUUCAGAACAUAGGAUUAUCUACAGAUUAUGAGCUUAAAUCAGGCACAUCCAUGGCUGCUCCUCAUGUUGCUGGAAUUGCAGCAAUGCUAAAAGGCACACAUCCUGAAUGGAGUCCUUCAGCUAUUCGCUCUGCCAUGAUGACUACAGCAAACCCUUUGGAUAGUACUCAAAAGCCUAUCAGAGAAGACGAUAACAUGGGAACCACGCCCUUAGGGAUCGGAUCGGGGCACGUUGAUCCUAACAGGGCACUUGAUCCCGGCCUAGUAUAUGAUGCUACUCCACAAGAUUACAUAAAUCUUAUAUGCUCUAUGAACUUCACAGAAGAACAAUUCAAAACAUUUGCAAGAUCAUCAGCCAAUUACCACAACUGCUCAAAUCCAUCAGCAGAUCUCAAUUAUCCAUCAUUCAUUGCCUUGUACACGUCCAGCCAGGAGGGUAACUUCACCUGGUUGGACCAAAAAUUCAAGAGGACCGUUACGAACGUUGGUGAAGGUGCAGCUACUUAUAAAGUAAAAAUAAAGACUCCGGCGAAUUCCACAGUUUCAGUGUCACCACAAACGUUGGUGUUCAAGAAGAAAAAUGAGAAGCAAAGCUAUACUUUGACAAUUCGCAAUAUAGGUGAGAUGAAUUUGAUUAAAUUUGGGUCUAUCACUUGGGUUGAAAAGAAUGGCAACCAUUCAGUAAGAAGUCCAAUAGUGCUAAGUCCUGGAACUGCACCCUGGGGUACAGAUGAUUAGGACAAUCACAUUAUGAGAAAGUUUUAAGACAUUUGGAAUAAAUUAUGUAUGCUCCAGAAGCAACUUAGGACAAAUGUUUUAUGGUAUGUUACUUUAUCAAAAAAAAAAAAAAAAAGAGAAAUGUUUUAUGGUUUCUAGUUUCUACAACAUAAUAUCCUAUUCGAAA